CAGUGGGUACAGCGCCGUUUUUGUCCUCUUCAGGCGGGGACGGGAGCCGGUUAAACCCGGGGCAGCUCCUGAUUCCUGCCGCUGGCCUGUCUGCAGCGAGCGGGCCGGCUCCGGCUGCCAUCUCCCGGGCACAGGGUGGGCUUGAGAGGCCGCUUGGGCUCCGGGUGGAGCUCGAUCCGGCUCCCGUUGAUGGUCUGUCCCCGGAGAAGACGGAAGAUUGAGCAUUAGACGGUUCAGGCCGACAGCAGAGAGACCGAACGCUGCACUCGAGCAGGAAUUAAACCAGAAUCUACUGGUUCCUCCUUCAGAUAAUAGAGGUGGCUGAGCAUUUUGAAGAUGCAGGGGACAACAGCUGGUAACCACAGCCCUCCGAUGCUACUGAGGGUGACAAUGGGUCUCAUAUCUCUUGUAGUGGCCCUCCUUGCGGUCACUGCAUUCUUCCGAAUGGAACUCCUACACCACUUGCCAUGGGCAAAGGGACUGGAAGACAACAGUUCAGACUCCUGCCCAUAUGGCCACUUCCGGCUGAGAGGAAUGAAGGAUUGUCUGUCCUGGUUGUCCUGCGAAGUGAUUCAGAGCGAGGUUACUGUUGUGAAGCUGAUUGGUCGAGGUGCUGUCAAGCAGGUAUUCCUCGCAAAUUGGCGAGGACACAAAGUGGCUUUCUCUCGACUUGCUGUCUCUGAAUUCAGCAACGACUUCUUUCAUGGACUAGAGAUGCUGAAAGGCUUGCAGAGUGUCUACGUGGUCAAACUGCUAGGAUACUGUGAAGAAGAUCAUACUAUUCUCACAGAGUAUCAUCCUUUCGGAUCAUUAAUCAAUGUUAAUUCCAUUUUGGAACGAGAAGGGCACCGUGACUUCAGUACGUGGGAAAUUCGAUUUCGUUUGGCCAUUGACUAUGUGAUGUUCCUGCAGUUUCUACACAACAGCCCUUUGGGUCCCCGGGUUAUGUGUGAUUCCAAUGAUCUGAGGAAGACCUUGUCCCAGUAUUUGUUAACUACAGACCUGCAUGUGAUAGCUAACGAUUUGGAUGCUUUGCCGUUAGUCAAUCGGAGCGCUGGUGUUUUGGUAAAAUGUGGUGUCCGGCAACUUCAGGGUGACUUUGUGGCCCCAGAGCAGCUUUGGCCAUUUGGUGACGACCUUCCAUUUUCUGAUGACCUCAUGCCCCCAUACGAUGAGAAAACAGACGUGUGGAAGAUUCCGGAUGUUACUGAUUUCCUGCUGGGCCAGGUCGAAGGAAGUGAUGUUGUCAGACUCCAUUUGUUUCAAUUGCACCAAGAUUGUAAGAGAACUGUGCCACAGCAAAGACCUUCAUCAUUGAUGGUUCUUCAGAGUUAUAAAGCUGUUUAUACUUCACUGACACAGGAGUCAGAACUGUCUGACAGUUACAGCAGCAUAUCCUAUGACUUCUAAUUAAUGGUGAGAUUAUG
Messenger RNA from Hemiscyllium ocellatum (epaulette shark), 1427 nucleotides. RefSeq names its product protein O-mannose kinase (gene pomk). Gene Ontology annotation, cellular component: endoplasmic reticulum membrane. NCBI's taxonomy places the organism in Eukaryota, Metazoa, Chordata, Chondrichthyes, Orectolobiformes, Hemiscylliidae. The coding region runs from base 337 to 1410 and encodes 357 amino acids. The record is from RefSeq and is a predicted model, not a curated record. Gene Ontology annotation, molecular function: ATP binding; carbohydrate kinase activity; protein tyrosine kinase activity. The transcript is spliced from 3 exons. Gene Ontology annotation, biological process: protein O-linked glycosylation; protein phosphorylation; carbohydrate phosphorylation.